Molecule: messenger RNA, 4786 nt
Organism: Acanthopagrus latus (yellowfin seabream)
Lineage: Eukaryota; Metazoa; Chordata; Actinopteri; Spariformes; Sparidae
Gene: emilin1a
Product: elastin microfibril interfacer 1a
Exons: 12
Coding region: 283-3390 (1035 amino acids)
Molecular function (GO): protein binding
Source: RefSeq, a predicted model, not a curated record
GAGGAGGAGGAGGAGGAGGAGGCGGCUGAGCGGGCAGGAGGCUGCUGGAGCUCUGACAGGAAACUUUCCUCUCCGCUCGGUCCUCAGCACUCAGACUUCACUUUACCAUCUGAAAUGCACUUGACUGGACCGCGGAGGUUCUGACCCAGUGUCCCGGUCAUGGCUCUCCAUCUUCACCCGCCGACAGCUCGUCACUGAAGACAACAGCACCUUCUUUCUUUUUUACAGGAUAAACUUUGGAAUAAAUGACAUUUUUCUGCCUUUAACGCACCGGACGUGAGGAUGGACGCGCUGUUUUACCUGCUCGCCUUCAUGCUGGCCCGGCUCAGUUCGGGUCUCGGGUACUCGGAGUCCAGUAUCCAGGCGGGCCAGAGAGCAGCCAGCAGACACAGGAACUGGUGUGCGUAUGUGGUGACACGCACCGUGAGCUGCGUGAUGGAGGACGGGGUGGAGACGUACAUCAAACCAGACUACCAGCGCUGUACGUGGGGCCAGUGUCCGAGAGUGGCAUACCGGACCUACAGGAGGCCGAGGUACAAGGUGGCUUACAAGAUGGUGACAGAGAUGGAGUGGAAGUGUUGCCACGGUUACUCUGGAGAAGACUGCCAUGAUGGGCCGAGGGUCACCACCGACACCCAGGUGAACGGAGGGCGACCCCGCGUCACGCAGACGGGCCACAACACAGGCGGCGGCCAGAGAGGAGAGAGCAGAGAUGGCGACACCGAGAAGAUCCGCCAGCUGGAGGAAACCAUCCGCGGUCUGACCAAAGACCUCCACAGCAUGCAGACCACCAUCCACGGCAUAAACCAGAGGCUGCCGGGUCUGAACGGAGCGGUCGUCCCUGCUGAUUCAGCUCAGCCACACAUGAAGGAAACCAUCAACAGCAUCCAGACGAAGCUGGACCAUCUGUACAACAGGACGCAGGUCCAUGACCAGACGCUGCUCACCAUCAACAACCACCUGGUGAACGGAGGAGGCAACGAGCUGGACGGAGUGGCCAGAGGAGGAGGAGCCGGAGGAAACCAGCUGAACAGUCUGAAGGAGGAGAUACUGACGGAGCUGGAGAGACGGGUGACUCUGUCCUGCUCCGCCUGCCAGGCGGGUGUGGAGGACCUGAGGCGGCAGCAGCAGGAGGACCGUGAGCGGAUCCAGGCCCUGGAGAAGCUGCUCAGCUCCAUGGACCAGCACCUGAGGCAGAGCCUGGACAUCUCCCGCAGUGAGACCCAGCGCUCCCAGGCCUGCUGCAACACCGUCACCGAGCUGGAGAGGAGACUGUCCGAUGUAGAAGUCAGCGUCACCUCCACAGCAAGCAAGUGCGACGCCAUUAAAGGGCGGCUGGACAAGGAGCUGGCCGGGGCAGGUGGAGGGAAGGGGAGGGUGACGGAGGACCGGUUGAAUGGCAGACUGAGGGAGAUGGAGAAGAGGGUGAAUAACACGGUGAGAAAGGUGGAGCAGAGGUGUACGAACACCGGGAACAACGUGAAGGACAGCGUCCAGAGAGACGUCACGCAGCUGCGCAACAACGUGCUCAGUCGGCUGGACGAUCACAGCUUCAAGAUCGGCAAGAUCGAGCUGGACGUGUCUGUUCUCGGAGAUACAGUCAGGGACCACAGCCGGCGACUGAGUCAGGUGGAGAACAUCACGACCUUCCUGGACCGAAGACUGACGUCUCUCACACAGAUGUGCAACGAGACCUGCGGGCCUAAUGGAAACGGCCGCAAGACUGAUGACACUGUGAAAACCUUGGAGUGGAGAGUCGUCGCCAACGAAGAGGAGAUCCAGAAGUUUGACACCAGGUUGAAAGAUUUAUCCGUAUCAGGAGACUCGCUGUUUGACAAAGUGUUCAACUUAAUGGACGACGUCAAAAAGAUAAAAGAAGUGACCGGGGACAACGGAGAGCGCUUCAACCGGAUCGUCACAGAGGUUGAGACGCUGGGCCGUGACCUCGAGGACUGUUCUGUCUGCAGCAGUGUGGAGGACGACUUGCGCUCGCUCACCAACUCCACCAUGACCGGCCUCAGCAAGUGCCAGGCUGAGCUGACGGAUCUGCGGAGGAAGGUGGACUCGGGAGAAUCUGCCUGCUCUCAGGUGUGCUCCAACCUUCAGGAGGAGGUGGGCCGACUCAGAGAGGAAGUGGGGGAGUGUACUGGGCAGUGCAAAGUCAACAUCAACGACCUGAAGAAGCGGCUGAACGAUCACAGCGUCCACAACGGAAGGUUAGGAGGGGAUCUGAAGUCCAUCCAGGGAGAGCUGGCCGGGGUCAUGGUCACGUUUAACUCCAUCAACAGCACUCUGAAGGGGCUGGGAAGGACGGUGCAGACGCAUGGGAACAGGCUGACGGACCUGAGCAGCAGCAAGGACAACAUCCUCUCUGAGGUGGACGACCUGCAGAAGGAGCUGACGGACCACAUCGACGACUCGAAGACUCGAUUCGGCGGUGUGAACAAGGAGAUCCAGAUAAUAAGGAGCAACGUCAUGAUGGAGAUCGGCGAGUGCCGGCGGUCGAGCGACGGCCUGGACCGACGACUCUCCAAGCUGGAGGGACUGUGCGGACGCUUCGACUCCGUCUCAGACAGCCUGGAGAGGAUCAAGGAGGGCCUGAACCGACAUGUGUCUGGGCUGUGGAGCUGCGUUAAUGGCCUCAAUGUCACAGUGACGUCUCAAGGAGAUCUUAUCCACGAUAUCCAGACCGUCCAGCUGGAGAACGUCCACUCCGACAUACGCAGCCUGAACUCCUCCGUCUUGGACUUGGCCAAAGAGUUCUACAGCUUCCUAGAUCAGGACUUCAUGGGUCCGCCUGGUCUACCGGGCCCCCGCGGAGAGAGAGGCGAGCGUGGAUCUCAGGGUCCUGUUGGACCCCCGGGACGGGUGGGACUCCCAGGCAGGGAGGGCAGGCAGGGACCAGCUGGACCUCCAGGUCUCAGAGGCGAACAGGGUCCUGCAGGCUCCGACGCCCACGUGCCGCGCCUCUCUUUCUCGGCGGCGCUCACUCGCCCGAUGAGAAGCGCAGGAACCAUCAAGUUCAACGAGCUCUUUGUCAAUGAAAACAAUGUGUAUAAUCCUCAGACAGGUUACUUCACAGCUCCAGUCAGUGGGAAGUACUUCUUCAGCGGCAUCCUCACGGGCCACAAGAACAUAAAGAUUGAGGCCGUGUUGUCCAAGUCCAACACAGGUGUGGCCCGGGUGGAUUCAGCCGGGUAUCAGCCUGAAGGCCUGGAGAAGCCCAUGGCGGAGGCCAAACACAUCCCCGGAGCUCUGGCUGUCUUCAACAUCAUUUUGCCGAUGGAGAAGGGCGACACGGUCUGCAUCGACCUCGUCACCGGCAAGCUGGCCUACUCGUCUGAACCCUUGACCAUCUUCAGCGGGAUGCUGCUGUAUGAAACCAUCUGACUCAGUGAGCAGCAGUCUCGUCACACUCGAGUCUCUGUGGACCAAACUUUCAGCGUGAGAGCGUCUGAUCUGUCUGCUGGACUGUAAGAGACAGAACCACAGGCUGGAGCGUCAGAGGCACCGAAACAACCGGACUGGAUUCAUUCAGCGAGGAGAAAAAGUACUUUAUAUUUUACUCUACGUCCGAAGGGAAGGAAGCCAUUCUUUUCUCUUUAACCACAAUUAUUUUUUUUUGUGUGUGUGUUUCACAGCUUUAAGGAAAAAAAAACUAUUCAAGCAAAGAGCCAUUGUGUUUUUACUCUCAGAUACAGAGUUUUCUUAUAAUCUCAUAUUUCACACCCGUGUUAUAAACUUGAAUUCUUUUAUUGAUUGAACUGAGGAGAACCUUCAGGCCUCGCUCGUGUUAAUGAAAGGAAAAUCUGUGAGGCGGAAGAAUUUGAAGGAUGUGAGGUUUUAUGUUGUCAGUGUGUGUGUGUGUGUGUGUGUGUGUGUGUGUGUGUGUGUGUGUGUAAUCCACCCAUAGCAAAUCAAAUGUCUGAGUUCAUGAUGUCGCUCUCAUUCCCGUCAUGCUCGCAGUUUCAAUUUGACCACAAAAACAAAAUUCCCAGAAACACAAAAAACCCCUGAACGGCGAUUGUUCUGGAGCAGAGUGAUGCAGAAACCACGGCUCUUUAGAAGGAAGCGCUCAAAUGAAGUCACUGACAGUUCAGUCGGAAAAAGCCGCAGGAUUUUUAUAUAAAUCACACAACAGUAACACAAUACGACCAUUUUAGGACAUCAGCUGUGCCCAGACACACAGAGAAGGGGAGGUGGAGGACGACCUCCGGGAAGAAUGUGGAUUUGUUUUUUUCUCCCUCUGUCCUAAUAAGGAACAUCUAAACUGAGCGCAGGAUGAAGUAUUUAAAGUUAAGACGCUGUUACUAUCUUUACUUUCAUGUAAAGCUAACAAUAACAAAUGUUAAAGCUUAUCUCUGCGCCUCCUUCACCAACACACACACACGUCCUGCCUGUUCCAAGUGUAAUUAAAACAUGCUGCAUGAUAUGAAGUUUGUAGAUAUUCUUGAAUGGAUUUAAAGGAACAUUGCACAUUUUCUGCAGAGGCAGUACAACAGAUUGGGCCACAUGUUGCUUCACAUAUAGUGUUCAGUGUGAGAAUGUAAUGUUAUACGUUUCUAUGCAUUAUAUAUAUAUGUAUGUAUAACCUUGAAAGAAUGUAAAUAUUCCUCAGCAGUUUUGCCCUGUUUGUAUGAGUUACCACUUCACGUUGCCUGGUACUGUGUAUUUGUUGUAUCUCUGUCUCUGCCACGUGUGCCUGAAAUACAGUUUUACACAGCCGAUGUCAACAAUCUCACUUUUAUCUGGAUUGUGUUCUUUUUAUUAAAUGAGCGAGUGUGUG